UAGAGCGAUUUGACUCAGUUGGUUUCGAAAUCGGGUCUUUGUUUCUCACAUCGAUUAAGGGGCAAUUAUAGACGUAUAAUGCAUUUAACGCGAGGUCAAAAUUGGCUGGUUUUCUUUUCACAGCCCGUUUCUAGUUGGAGUUAUUGUUAUAAUAUAUUUGUAUUACUCUUCAAUUCCAUUUCGGCCCAACACGCAAAUUUAUUGAUUAACAAAUGUCGAAUAAAACCAACAGUAGUGCGAUUCACUACUCUAUUUUAACAACACUUGUUAUCGUUAUAUCAACUAAACAACAAUUUUAUCGAUUUUGCUAUUCAUAAAACGUUUCCUUAACAACACCGGCCUUCGAAAAAUCAGCUGUUAUCGUUUACGAUUCGGCUAUUGCUAAAUUGUCGACAUCUCAAUUGGAGUUGUCAAUUUUGUGUUAGCGUAAAUAUCUAAACAAAUAAAAGUAACUUAAUACGAAAAAAAGGAGUAAAUACAAAUUAGAGAUGGCUUUCGAAUUUGUAGCGUUAAGCUUGUCUCAAAACGAGCCAGAGACAAAUUUUUCAACGGUGGAUCGGCGUUUUCUGCGGGAUAUUGAUAAUCCCCUAGAACUCCCACCUUCAGAGUUCCGGAAGCUUUACCGUGUGCGUCCAGGCAUGGUGGCGGACGUGGUUGAACGGCUGGAAGACCUUUUAAAAGGUUCACGAAUUACAGCGAUAUCGGCUGAAAAACAGGUUCUGUGCGCUUUGCGAUUCUACGCCACGGGAUGUUAUCAACGGCCCGUGGGGGAACAAUGGGGAAUUUCACUGAGUCAGUCAUCAACCAGCCGCUGCAUACACAAGGUAACCGAAGCCAUCAAUAGCCGCUUAUUCUUGUCGGAAGUGAAGUUCCCCAUGACCCAAAUAGAACGUCAAGCUGCCAAGGAAGCGUUUUCCUUAGCUCCUGCGCCUUUUGUCGGAGGAACCAUCGGGGCGAUCGACUGCACCCACAUAUCCAUUUUGGGUCCUAAAAAUAAUGAGGAAGCAUACGUUAAUCAUCAUGGAUAUCACUCCAUAAAUGUGCAAAUGAUAUGUGACCCAAAUCUUAAAAUCCUGAACAUGAAUGCCCGGUAUCCGGGAGCAAGACAUGACUCCUAUAUUUGGAGCUCUUCCGCUGUGCGACAAGUCAUGCAGCGAGCGUUUGAAAAUGGAAACCGCAAUAUGUUUUUGAUUGGGGAUUCUGGAUACCCAUUAGAGCCAUGGCUCAUGACUCCUUUACCCAACCAGCCAGAAGGGUCACCAAAAUUUCGGUACAAUGAAGCGCUCUGCAAGGCACGGAACCCGAUUGAGAGACUCUUUGGCGUCCUUAAAGGAACGUGGCGAUGCUUAUCACAACAAAGGGUUCUGUUGUAUGACCCCGCUUUCGCUGGUAAAGUCGUUAACGCGUGUGCAGCCCUUCAUAACAUUCGUUUAAGUGAGCGGUCAAUUAGCGAUCCUAUUGAAAAUUUUUCAACAGAUUUUGAGAAUUCUGACAGAAUUUUCGAAAGCCCAAAUGCAUCAUCUUCCACUGCAAAACGUGUACAAGAAAGAUUGAUUACAAACUUCUUUUCCUAAAAUUUGUAUGAUUACACUUCUAAGGGCCGUUUUCUGAAGUAACCUUUAACUUGAAAGCUCACUAUAUAUUUAAAGGUUGGAUUA
This is a messenger RNA of Rhagoletis zephyria (snowberry fruit fly), 1658 nucleotides long. RefSeq names its product putative nuclease HARBI1. The record is from RefSeq and is a predicted model, not a curated record. Lineage: Eukaryota; Metazoa; Arthropoda; Insecta; Diptera; Tephritidae.